Molecule: messenger RNA, 1242 nt
Organism: Dibothriocephalus latus
Lineage: Eukaryota; Metazoa; Platyhelminthes; Cestoda; Diphyllobothriidea; Diphyllobothriidae
Source: the annotation of a GenBank genome assembly
AUUCUGGACCGAAGGACGGAUAAGAAUUGUGAUACUGGGCGUUUCGAGGUGAUCUAUAAGCAGCAGCUGCCGCCGAAGACGAUCUUCAACGGUGUUGAUCUGACGGUAUCGGGAACCCGAAUGAGCUCCGUCACCUCUGCUGAGAGCUCGCAGCCAACAACACGAGCUCCCAGCGUACGUCGGCAGCAGACUCCGUCGACCAACUUCACGGAGCCGCGAUCAGUGGAGUCUGCGAGUCCUUUUACGGGGACCGUGCUCGAAGGAAAGACACCCAUACCUCCCGUUGUGGGUCAACGUACACCACAAAAAUAUACCAACUCCCCAUCACUAAGGAUCACAGGUACUUCUACAGCUUACCAGAAGGCAGCUACCGGAAUACAGGAACGAAUACACAUGUCAGGAGAAUCUACGGCAGCUCAUCGGUCUUCACAACCUUCAGCUUCUUUGCACCGCGAAUCAACCGCUUCCGAGGAUCACCUGAAGAGCUGGGGUGUUGGUAGUGGUUCAAGCGAACCACGGAAGUCGGGAGGUCUGUCUAGGGACAAGACCGUCGCUCAGCCUAAACUGAUGGCCACCUACGCCAGAUCGACCUCCCGGGAUGAGAAACGAGUCCUGCCGAGGAAUGUCAGCUGCCCGCCCAAGUGCCCUGUAACUGGGGCAGGGCAAGCCGGAGACAGCAAUGAGAGGUCAGUGGCACGGGUCCACGUGGCAUCAAGGCUGCAACCCGUGAUACCACCCAGCACUGGUUACCGCUCUCCGGCUGGCAUAGAACUUCGAGUUCCAAAAACGGAAAACUUGAUGCGCUCCAUCGUCGACUUCCACAAGACAAAAUACCAACGAGCCGGUGAGUCCGACAGCCCGGUUCUUUGUCUUCAUAACUCAAAUGCUAAUAAUUCCGAAAGCCCUAGCUCGAAGGAGCCGGAAAAAAAAACGUCAAAUCAAAAGCCUGUUGUUUGCAGUAGAGAAAGUUGUGAAGAUAUUGUUGAUUCAGAUUCUCUACACCAGGAUCUGACCUCCAUGGGCUUUGCUGUCCUCAAGAGUCCGCUACAGUCAGUUACGUGUGUCAAAACCGCUAGUAGUAGGAAGAAACUGCCAAAGACUCUGCCAAUAUCAAAGCAACCACAACCUAGAAAGUUCGACAACUCGUCGCCAAAGUCGUACAAAAUCUUGAAGAUGCGCCCUCAAGCGGUGGCUGGUGAAAUUUCGACCAUCCGAACGGCUGUUCGACUUCGGGCUAAGUGA